AUGGCUCCAAUACGAGCACUGUGGACUGGCAUCGUUUAUUUCUUCGAUUUUCUGACAAAUUCUCCAAGCCAGCUUUAUUCUUCAGAGACUACUCCAAAUCUGCAGGUUCCAGUCCAGCCAAUUCAGCCGCAGGCAACAAGAUACCCGAUUUUCAAUCCACCAGAUGACCUUGAAGAUGUUCCUUUUCGAUGUGAAUACCCCGACUACCCGGAAAAAGACGGCUGGGUGUCGUGCAACACCAAGGCAGACAGACAGUGUUGGCUUAAAAAUACCAAGACUGGCGAACGCUUUGAUAUCGCUACCGACUACGAGAACAAGGGACCAAAAGGUAUCGUGAGACAUUACUACCUCGAGUUAGAAGAAUCGACUCUCAAUCCCGACGGAUUUGCAAAUCUGUCAGUGCAACUGUUCAACAAGAGCCUCCCUGGCCCCCGAAUCCAAGCUUGUUGGGGUGAUCAGGUACACAUCACAAUCAAAAACAAGUUGACAGGCAGUCAGACAGCCGACGACCCUGGAAACGGCACCGCAAUCCACUGGCACGGCUUCAGACAGUGGCAUACCGGCUAUAUGGACGGUGUCAAUGCCGUCACGCAGUGUCCAAUUGCGCCAAAUUCCAGCUUCACAUACAUUUUCAACAUCACCCAAUACGGGACGUCGUGGUAUCACAGUCACUAUUCCUUACAGUACGCUGCAGGUGCACUGGGCCCGUUGACUGUCUAUGGCCCGACGUCAAAGAAUUAUGAUCAUCAGUUAUAUCCCAUUAUUAUGACGGACUGGCUCCACCAGAGUGUAUAUCAGAAGUGGGAUGCAUCGAUCCAAAAAAGCGGGAAACCGAUAUUCGUGGACAACAUUCUGCAAAAUGGCAUUGGUAAGUGCAUAAUACAGCCUUGGACGGGGUCACCGGGCUCAGAGCGACCUCUCAGGCAGGGAGUGAAAUACCUUGUGAGACUCAUCAACGGCGCCGCCGACACGACAUUUGUAUUCUCAAUCGACGACCACAAGUUCUGGGUUAUUUCCACGGACUUUGUGGCGAUUGAGCCAUACUAUACCGAUCACGUAGUGGUGGGGAUAGGGCAACGAUAUAAUAUCAUCGUCGACGCAAACCCAGAGAAAUUCACCUAUGAUCAGAGUUACUGGAUCCGUACGACUCCUGCUACGAACUGCAGUUCUUUCAACACCUCCGCUCCGAUUCCUGAUGAACGCACUGGCAUCGUUCGGUAUACCUUCAACAAAGCGUUGCCGAGUACUUCGAGACAUCCUUUCGAAGCUACCUGUGCGGACGAGACGUAUUAUAGGAACAUUACUCCAAUAGUCCAUUGGAGUGUCGGGCGCCGCAGACAAGAAAUGGAUCCUCUCUAUCUCACCUUCCAGCAGAUGAAGGGCUACCCAUACUGGCCGUGCGACAAGACAGUGGGCAGAUUCGAGCUCGUGCCAAAUAACCCCAUGUGGCUCAACUUCAGCGGCCCGACGCUCUGGAACCUCAACCAAAAUUUCACGGACAAGGGCUGGCUGGCCGUGGUCGACACGAAUGACACCAGCAAGGAAGAAUGGAUCCAACUCACCAUCAUAUCCGGACCCAAGAAGUCAAAAGCACCGCUCCUACCGCAUCCGGUGCCUAAGGUUCCUGGCAUUUUUGUUCCCGGCCAACAUCCGAUCCACCUGCACGGGCACGACUUCGCGGUGCUGGACCAAUGCGUCCCAGACUCCUCGACAGAAUGCGACGUGUCCAAGGCUUCUCUCACACUCAACAACCCUCCGCGGCGCGAUGUCGCCUUCCUCCCGAACGGCGGUUAUUUGAUCGUUGCGUUCAGGGCGGACAACCCGGGCGUCUGGAUCAUGCACUGCCACAUCGCGUUCCACGCGUCCUCAGGCCUGGCCGUGCAGAUCGUCGAGAAUCGCGGGAGGAUCAGCAUCCCGCCCUUCUGGGGGGAGCGGUUCAAAGACAUGUGCAAGGGCUGGGACGAUUGGAGUCCCAAGAUCCACGACCCGUCUGACCCGUGCGGAUAUCUCAUUGACCCCGGCGAAGAGCCCCUGCAGACGGACUCGGGAAUCUAG
Molecule: messenger RNA, 2055 nt
Organism: Cladophialophora psammophila CBS 110553
Lineage: Eukaryota; Fungi; Ascomycota; Eurotiomycetes; Chaetothyriales; Herpotrichiellaceae
Exons: 6
Coding region: 1-2055 (684 amino acids)
Molecular function (GO): oxidoreductase activity; copper ion binding
Source: RefSeq, a predicted model, not a curated record